Phytophthora sojae is the source of this 702-nucleotide messenger RNA. RefSeq lists its product as hypothetical. The transcript has a single exon. Gene Ontology annotation, molecular function: tRNA 2'-phosphotransferase activity. Gene Ontology annotation, biological process: tRNA splicing, via endonucleolytic cleavage and ligation. Lineage: Eukaryota; Oomycota; Peronosporomycetes; Peronosporales; Peronosporaceae. The record is from RefSeq and is a predicted model, not a curated record. Bases 1 to 702 code for a protein of 233 amino acids.
AUGGCGUCCCGAGCAGGUCAACAGCAGCGCAAACCUCGUCGAGGGGGCAAAACCCGCCCUUCGGGGCGCAGAGAUGACCCUCCCGAAGUCCGUUUGUCCAAGACAUUAGCCUACGCUCUGCGUCACGGGGCGGAAGAGUUGCAACUCGACAUGAGACCGUCUGGGUUCGUUCCGCUGGCUCAACUGCUGGCCCUGCCGCUGUUCCAGUCCUUCAGUGAGCAGCAGGUGGACGACGUGGUGCGCACCAACGCCAAGAAGAGGUUCUCCAUCACGACGGACGCGACCGGAGCCGUCAAGUUCAUCCGAGCCAAUCAGGGCCACACGUUGCAGUUGGUUCAGGACGAGGAGCUCCUGACCCCGUUGGAAGCCCCCGACGCCAUCGACAAGUGCGUGCACGGCACGUACCUCAAGUUCUGGGAGAGCAUUUGGAGCUCGGGGCUGUCCAAGAUGCAGCGGAACCACAUCCACUUCGCCGAGCGGGAAGUCAUGGACGACGAGGUGGUGAGCGGCAUGCGCUCCAACUGCGACUUGCUGCUGUACGUCGACUUCCCCAUGGCGGUGAAGGACGGCAUCAAGUUCUACAAGUCCAGCAACAACGUGGUGCUGAGUCCCGGCGUGGGGGACACCGGGGUUAUCGACCGCAAAUACUUUUUGCGAGCUGUUAAGAGAGAUGGAACGGUGGUUUACGAGCGAGAGCAGUGA